Molecule: messenger RNA, 816 nt
Organism: Rhipicephalus sanguineus (brown dog tick)
Lineage: Eukaryota; Metazoa; Arthropoda; Arachnida; Ixodida; Ixodidae
Product: putative nuclease HARBI1
Exons: 2
Coding region: 1-816 (271 amino acids)
Source: RefSeq, a predicted model, not a curated record
AUGGCUGACUAUUCUAACAGUCUCGCCGACUUCGUGGAUUUUGCUGGCCGGGUGGAGGAAAUUAUACAGGAUGAAGCGUAUCGCUACGCGCCGCCGUUACGGCCAGUUCUCAGGGAUCGGCAGAAUCCUAUAGAGGCAUACAACGACGCGGAAUUCCUUUCACGGUACCGCUUUUCUAAGCGAGCAGUGAUACGCCUGCUGGAAAUGCUGCCGCUGCACCCAAAGGACAACGAACGUGGUCACCCCGUGCCGCCACUGCUCCAGCUGCUCAUCACGCUGCGAUUCUACGGCGCCGGAACCUUUCAAGUUGUUACCGGAGACCUUGUUAAUGUGUCUCAGGCAAGCGUGUCACGCAUCAACGCACGCAUAUCAAGAAUGAUAGCCGACGCAUUGUUCCCGCAGCUUGUGAGGUUGCCCAACGCCAGUGAAGCAGCCGUGGUAAUUGAGGAAUUUUAUGCCAUGGCGCGUUUCCAUGGUGUGAGCGGCUGCAUAGACUGCACUCAUGUGCCCAUGAAAAAUCCCGGUGGAGAAGACGCGGAGGUCUUUCGGAAUCGUGAGGGCUACUUCUCAAUCAAUGUCCAGAUAAAAACAUCCUCAGUUCCCAUCAUCAUAACAGCUUGUGCCGCACUGCACAACUUCGGCCACCUCCUGAGAGAACCCGUCCCACCUCCACCACAAAGCCAGGUCAUUCAUGACAGCAGUUCAGCGGCUACCAUCUCAUCUGCUCCGCCACCACCAGCAGCCAUGCCACUUGUGCCAGACACAGCAGGCGGAUUCAGGAUGAGGGAGCGCACAGUCGCGCAGUAUUUCACUUAA